Molecule: messenger RNA, 1413 nt
Organism: Triticum turgidum subsp. durum (durum wheat)
Lineage: Eukaryota; Viridiplantae; Streptophyta; Magnoliopsida; Poales; Poaceae
Source: the annotation of a GenBank genome assembly
AUGGAGAUUGGCGGUUUUUUUACUACUCCAGAACCCGGGUAUUUCGGAUCGGAACAGGCAAGCCGCGUCCGCGAGGAGCCCAAUCCAAAUCUGAAUGGGCUCGCCACACACACGCCCAGCCCAGCCCAGCCCACCCGGCCCACCAACACGAUGAAAAGUGGACUAUCCGCAGCCCAGCAUCAACAUCGCCCAGAAACUCAGGGUUUCCUUCCUUCCUUGGACCUCCACGCCGCCGCCUCCUCCUCCUACCUUGUCCAGACGAACCACCGCAGCGUUGUUGCCGGGAGUGCCUUCGGAGAACCACAGCUCUGCCCCCCGCGCCGCGCCUCCGGUGGCCGCUUCUUCCUCGACCCCGGCAUAGGUAAAUCCACUCGCUCGGGCCCUCUCCCCCUGCGUUCUCUUGUGCUCCGUGUGCCCCACGCCCGUCCAGCCGUGGCAACAGUUCGGCAUGGCCUGCGUUCUGCGACAGUACAAGUUUCGCACUGCACACUGAUUAGUUCAGCAGAGCAUGCGUACCGGCAUCUGAUGCAGAACGUGGUGUCGCUGCUGCCGCACGCCAAGAAGGACAGCAAGGUUGAGUCCAAGCAGAGCAAGGGCAGCGCGCUCAACGAGCUGGUCGAGCUCAGGAGCUGCUCCAGCUGCCUCUUUUUCGAGUGCAGAAAACAGAAAGAUCUUUACCUUUGGAUGGUCAAGUCCCCUGCAGGGCCAUCAGUGAAAUUUCUAGUCAAUGCUGUUCACACCAUGGAGGAACUGAGGCUCACCGGCAACCAUCUGAAAGGGUCACGUCCUCUGCUAACAUUUUCUUCAAAUUUUGACCAGCAACCUCAUUGGAAGCUCUUGAAGGAAAUGAUAACACAAAUUUUUGCUACUCCAAAAGAUCAUAGGAAGGCAAAACCUUUUCAUGAUCAUGUUUUUGUGUUCUCCAUUGUGGAUGACCACAUUUGGUUCAGAAAUUACCAGAUAUCUGUACCCCACAAUGAGAUUGACAAAGUUGAUAAAGGAGGCCUAGAUAAAAUGACACUUGUUGAGGUUGGCCCCAGGUUCUGUUUGAAUCCAAUAAAAAUAUUUGGUGGUAGUUUUGGUGGCCCCACAUUGUUCGAGAACCCAUUCUAUGUGUCUCCCAAUCAGAUUAGUGCUAUCGUCUGGUUGGUAUCUUUUUGUGGUUCUGGGGAAAAAGAUUUACAGCUCACCAGGGUAUGCAUAUUCAUGUAUGCUUUGACAUGUACUGAUCCACACCCGGGGGUUAAUAACGGUUUCAUUGAUUUGGAGCACCAGAUCCGCGCACUGGAGAAACGGAAGAAGGCAGGCAAGUACGCCAAGAAGGUGAAGGCCAAGGUGAGGAGGAAGAUGCACGAGAUGGAGAACACCCUCGAGCCCGACGAGUUUGCUGAUCUUUGGAAAGGGGAAGACUAG